This is a messenger RNA of Chanos chanos (milkfish), 993 nucleotides long. Its product is annotated as probable G-protein coupled receptor 139. Gene Ontology annotation, cellular component: plasma membrane. The transcript has 2 exons. The coding region runs from base 1 to 993 and encodes 330 amino acids. NCBI's taxonomy places the organism in Eukaryota, Metazoa, Chordata, Actinopteri, Gonorynchiformes, Chanidae. Gene Ontology annotation, biological process: G protein-coupled receptor signaling pathway. The record is from RefSeq and is a predicted model, not a curated record. Gene Ontology annotation, molecular function: G protein-coupled receptor activity.
AUGGUCCAUGUUCAGAGAGUUUACUAUCCCCUUCUCGCUGUCAUCGGGAUUCCCUCAAACAUCAUGACCUUCUUCAUCUUCUGGAGAAGGAACUGCAUGAUCUCCAGGUCCAGUACCUUCUAUCUGAUGGCGAUGGCCGUGGCCGAUACAGCUGUGCUGCUGUUUAUCGUGGUUCUGGAGCUGACCAUCAAGUACCACACGCCGGAGCCCUUCUGGUCACAAGAACCUUGGUGCAGUGUGCGAGACAUCUUCAAUUAUGGUGCUAGCAACGCCUCCAUUUGGCUGGUAGUGAUCUUCACAGCAGAACGCUUCUUGGCCAUCAACACCUGGAGCCUGAAGAACAGGCUCUGCACUCCACGAUGUGCACUGUGGGCCAUUGCCACUGUCUUCGUCGUGAGUCACCUUCUGGCGAUUCCGUACUACUGGGCUUACAUGUCCGUUUACAAUGCAGAGCUGCAACGCUGGUUCUGCAUCUAUCGGCCUGAUGCCUCUACCCUGUAUGUCCAUUCCCUGGUGGGUCUCCAGACUCUGCUCUCCCACAUCUUGCCCUUUCUCAUCAUCCUCAUCCUCAACGGGCUCAUCCUGCGUCAGAUCUCCCUCAGUAACCGCGUCCACGCGACCCCGAAGACCGAUUCUUCCCGCGGCCAAAGGGCGACACCUCUGCUGCGUUCGAGGAAGAGGAAGUCCGUGGUUCUCCUGGUGACCGUCUCCAUGAGCUUCGUGUUGCUAUCAGUAAUGCGUUCCGUCACACAGAUCAUUGUGCGUACCAUACAUGUCCCAGACCGUGAUGACUACGGCCUGGCGAUCAACGUGGCGGCCGACCUGGGCACGAUGCUAAGUCUGAGCAACGCGGCUAUAAACAUGUAUCUCUACGCCUGCACGCAGGCCAAAUUUAGACAGGAAGUUAUCAUGUCCCUCAAGCAGGCCUGUUCCCUCUCCAGGGCAUGCUGUGUGCUCCAACCACACCCCGACACAACACCAAGUCAUGUCUGA